UGUUCUGCUUCUCCAAUUUGGUGAGAAUCUCGGUGAGUGCACUAAGGAGAUGCAUCAGGUUGCUGUGUUGCUGCUGCUACUCUUUGGAUUGUUCGGAUCAUUCUUCUGCAAUGGCGGCAAUCUAAUUGGUACUUCCACAGCAUCAAGGAUCCGAACAGCGAGUCAGCAGCAGAAUGCCAGUUCCCAUUUUGUUCUUGUUCAUGGAGCAGGCCACGGCGCUUGGUGCUGGUACAAGGUAAUCGAUCAACUACAGAAGCGAGGCCACAGGGUCAGCGCCGUUGACUUGACCAGCGCGGGGAUCAACGGAGUUGACCCCCGGUCUGUGACCAGCCUGGAGCAAUACUCCGGCCCGCUACUCCAGCUGCUCCGAUCGGUGCUGCGUGGCCACAAGAUCAUCUUGGUUGGUCACAGUCUCGGAGGUGACAGUCUUACCUAUGUGAUGGAAAAGUACCCUCACCGAAUUGCAGCUGCUAUUUUUGUGGCUGCAAAUAUGUUUCCAAGGGGCUCUAACGGGACUUUUGUUUACAACCAGGUUAUUACUAACAACAAGGUGGUACAGAACAGCAAAGUGUACUUCUACUCCAAUGGAUCAAAGACCCCUGUGGCUGCGGCAUUCAAGCUCGACUUAGUACAAGACGUGCUCUACCACCUUUCUCCAUCCAAAGAUGUAGUUCUAGCAAAGUUGCUGUUGAAACCUCGCCCGCUUUUCAAGCACCACAGUGCUGAGCUCUCACAGGAGAAGUAUGGAUCCAUUCCGAGGUACUUCGUGAAGACAACACUAGACAAGCUGAUUUCACCCAAGCUGCAGGAUUUGAUGAUCGAGUACAAUCCACCAAAACAGGUUUUUCAUGUUCAUUCCGAUCACAGCCCGUUCUUCAGCAAGCCUGCCAUCCUGUUGGAGUAUCUUCUCAAAGUUGCAAAGCUUCACCAGACGAAUUAAACAAUAGAAUCCUUCAACUAAAGCUAGCAAAGGCCUCAUUGAAAAAGUUUGGCCUUCCUCAACACUCCCAUGGCCUUGGCCUUCAGAGCCUCGGGUCACUCAAUCAGAUGUAAAACCUCUGUUUUGUCCAUCUCCAUGGCCAUGCGUGGUCAUGUUCUAUAUCCACCAGUGGGUACAACUGCUCGCCCAGCAUCUGAAAUGA
Messenger RNA from Selaginella moellendorffii, 1142 nucleotides. Its product is annotated as putative methylesterase 13, chloroplastic. The coding region runs from base 50 to 940 and encodes 296 amino acids. Gene Ontology annotation, biological process: salicylic acid metabolic process; jasmonic acid metabolic process. The record is from RefSeq and is a predicted model, not a curated record. The transcript is spliced from 3 exons. Gene Ontology annotation, molecular function: methyl jasmonate esterase activity; methyl salicylate esterase activity; methyl indole-3-acetate esterase activity. NCBI's taxonomy places the organism in Eukaryota, Viridiplantae, Streptophyta, Lycopodiopsida, Selaginellales, Selaginellaceae.